AUUUUAGUUGUCGUUGGCAGCAUCGUGGCGGUUGUUGUUCGAAACUAAAAAAAAACAGUGGAAAAAAGAAAAUUAAACUCACAUAUGUUUUCGGAUUUUGUGUUUUGAUUCAAGGAUUUAAAAUACGCGAACAUUUUGCCACCCCCACAGUCUACGCAUCCAGAAAUGUCGGCCAACAAGACGUAUCAGAGACCCGCCGACUUCAUCGACCCCGGCAAGCCAUCGAAGUGCACAUGGCAUCUGGAUAGCCAGGAGAAGUCCCCGCACACGCCACGCGGCAUUGCACAUCGCCAGAAGAUCACUCCCAACAUACUGGAAGUCAUUGGAUGUACGCCCCUCGUUCGCCUCAACAAAAUACCCCUUCAGGAGGGCAUCAAAUGUGAAGUUUAUGCCAAGUGCGAGUUCCUGAAUCCCGGUGGUUCGGUCAAGGAUCGCAUUGGCUAUCGCAUGGUGUUGGAUGCCGAAGAGCAGGGUCUGCUGAAACCGGGUUAUACGAUUAUAGAGCCGACAUCGGGUAACACGGGCAUUGGCUUGGCCAUGGCCUGUGCGGUGAGGGGUUACAAGUGCGUCAUCGUCAUGCCCGAGAAGAUGUCCAAUGAGAAGGUCUACGCCUUGCGUACUCUCGGUGCCAAGAUUAUACGCACGCCCACAGAGGCUGCGUACGACUCGCCCGAAGGUCUCAUCUAUGUGGCCCAGCAGCUGCAACGCGAAAUUCCCAAUUCCAUAGUGCUGGAUCAGUAUCGUAAUGCGGGCAAUCCCCUGGCCCAUUACGAUGGCACUGGAGCCGAGAUUCUGUGGCAACUGGACAAUCGUGUCGACCUGGUGGUGGUCACGGCAGGGACGGCGGGUACGAUCAGUGGAAUAGGACGCAAAAUCAAGGAGGAGGUGCCCAGUUGUAAGGUGGUUGGCGUCGAUCCCUAUGGCUCGGUCCUGGCCCGUCCCGACUCACUCAACAAGACCGACAUACAGUUCUAUGAGGUGGAGGGCAUCGGCUAUGAUUUCAAUCCGACGGUAUUUGAUCCGUCUGUGGUCGAUGAUUGGAUCAAAAUUAAGGACGCCGAUUGCUUUCCGAUGAGCCGUCGCUUGAAUGCCGAUGAGGGCCUCCUUUGUGGCGGCUCCAGUGGCGGCGCAGUUUUUGGCGCCUUGGAGCAUGCUCGCAAGCUAAAGGAAGGUCAGCGAUGUGUGAUUAUCCUGCCGGAUGGCAUACGCAAUUACAUGACAAAGUUCGUCUCGGACAACUGGAUGGAGGCCCGCGGCUUCAAAGAGAUCGUCAACGAGCACAAGCACUGGUGGUGGAAUACCCAGCUGAAGGAUGUCAAGCUGCCUGCUCCAUUAGCUUUGCUCAAGUCGAACGCCACCUUUUCCGAGGCCAUUGCUCUGAUGAAGAAACAUCGUGUCGAUCAACUGCCCAUGGUCGAUGCUGAUAAUGGAUCCGUUUUGGGAGUGGUCGGCCAGGAGACGCUCCUCAAUCAGAUCGUUAGCAUGAAUCGCCAGCAACACGAACCAGCAUCAAAGGCGUUGAAUAAGCGCAUUAUUCGUCUUCCAGAAACUGAAAUUAUGGGAAAGUUAGCGCGCAUUCUGGAGGUGGAUCCCAGUGUCCUCAUCAUUGGCAAGAGCGCCGCCGGCAAGGAUGAGAUCAAGUCGUUAGCCACCAAGCUUGAUGUGACUUCUUAUAUCGCUGCCGGUCCUACUGCCGGCACAAAUGGCACAAACGGCGUACACUAGUUGCCGCCCCCUCUCCAAAUCUUCCAAAUAUCUCCGUGACCCAAACAUACCAGUAAUAUCGUAUAGAUGCCCGCUAAGUGCAGUAAUUUUAAAGCCUACCGAUUUAUGUUUAACGAUAUUUGCAUGCAAUUUUUUAUAUGAAGUAUUUUUUUCUUAAUAAGUAUCGCAAAAAAUAAAAAGUAAAUCUUUAGACAUCGUGGAA
Messenger RNA from Scaptodrosophila lebanonensis, 1927 nucleotides. RefSeq names its product cystathionine beta-synthase. Lineage: Eukaryota; Metazoa; Arthropoda; Insecta; Diptera; Drosophilidae. The transcript has 4 exons. The coding region runs from base 166 to 1725 and encodes 519 amino acids. The record is from RefSeq and is a predicted model, not a curated record. Gene Ontology annotation, cellular component: cytoplasm. Gene Ontology annotation, molecular function: cysteine synthase activity; cystathionine beta-synthase activity.